Penicillium odoratum is the source of this 2952-nucleotide messenger RNA. RefSeq names its product DNA-directed DNA polymerase POL5. Gene Ontology annotation, biological process: regulation of DNA-templated transcription. Gene Ontology annotation, cellular component: nucleolus. Gene Ontology annotation, molecular function: rDNA binding; transcription factor binding. Bases 1 to 2952 code for a protein of 983 amino acids. The record is from RefSeq and is a predicted model, not a curated record. The transcript is spliced from 3 exons. NCBI's taxonomy places the organism in Eukaryota, Fungi, Ascomycota, Eurotiomycetes, Eurotiales, Aspergillaceae.
AUGCCGCCCCAUUUCGGCGGCCCCAGGAAGCGACGUCGCGAAGGCUACAACAUCGACGUGAAGCUCGUGGAGAUCUAUGAAGACUUGGCCAGCGAGAAAGAUGAGAUCCGGCUCAAGGCUGCCCAAGGCCUUGUAUCGCAAUUCACACCCGACCAGAACCCCACCGAUGAACAGAUCAAGAAGGUGCUGCAGAGACUCUUCCGCGGUCUUUGCAGUAGCCGCAAAGCUGCCCGAAUUGGUUUCUCUAUCGCCUUGACUGAGGUUCUCACCCAAGUCUACUCUGCCCCACGCGAGUCUGCGGAGUUUAAGCUUUCGGAUGCUCUUCAGCUUUGGCAAGUUCAGACCCAUGCAAGUGGUGGCGAGUCAGGUCAAGAACAACGCGAUCACCACUUCGGUCGCCUGUUUGGUGCUGAGGCAAUUAUCAAGUCCGCCAUACUUUUCCAAUCCGGCGUUCCUUUCGAGUAUUGGACCAAGGUCCUCAUCCUGAUCUUCGACCUCGCCCAGACCAAGCCAUGGAUCAGAGAGGAAUGCGGUUGGAUCCUUUACCGCUGUGUAUACGAUCUCGCCGCUCGCGAUAUGGAUGCGAAGUUUGUGGAGGCUGUCUUGGAAGGAUUGUGCACUCAUGAGUUGGCUCGUUCACCGGAAGGUGUUGCGGUUUGGCUGGCUGCCAAGGACAUGUUCCCCAAGGUCAACUAUCCUAGCAAGGUUUGGAAGCACGACGACCCGCUGGAUACCAAGGAGCGCAAUAAUUUAUCGAAGAUCAUGAAGGAGUCCUCUGCCGAGGAAGCCCAGGGUGAGAACAAAGCCAAGUCUUCUGGUGUCUGGAACUCCAAGCUUCACUUUGCCUGGGAUGCGGUCAUUUCACGAACUGGCGAUAGCACCCCGUCGAAGUCAAAAUCGUCUCGUCUGUCAUUCAGCGAUUUCUGGAUCGAAGUUGUUGAUAAUGGAUUGUUCGCCUCGUCUUCAUCCGAUGAACGCAAAUACUGGGGAUUUCUUCUGUUCACCAAGAUUCUCAACGAGGGUUCGCCCGAUCAGGCGUCUCAAGUAUUCAGCAAGAACCUGGUUCGUUGCUUGACAAACCAACUUGCCGUUGAAGAUCGCUACUUGCACCGGAUGGCGGUCAAGUCCUCCAAGGCAAUUCAAAGCCGUGUGUCCAAGGAGCCCGGGUUCGCAUCAGCAGCAGUUCGCGGUCUGAUGGGUAGCAACGGCGCCGUAAACUUCGACCAGGCCACUAAGACAAAGACCAUUGAGAAGAUUGUGGCAGAUGCCAACCGUGAGGCCCUGGAGGAUAUUGUUCCCUUAUUCGAAAAACUCAUCAACCGCCCUGAAGAAAGUGACGAGAAACUUGCAGCCUCCAACCGCCAGUUUAUCGCUGGCCUCCUUCUCUCAGUGGUGCGGGCAAAGGCUUCCACUGGAAACAGUGAAGAAUCCGAAGACGACUUCCAGUCAAAUCUAGAGCAGAUUCUGUUUAUUCUUGUGCGCUUCGCAUACUUCCCGAACACCGCCAAUGCCUCCACCGCCCCACAACCUGCCCUCUCACAGGCGACCCAGGAGAUGCUGCGCAAUCGGAUCAACUCCUCAUUGAACAGUCUCCUUGCAUCACAGAAGUACACUUCGUCAAUUCCUUACGCUGUUGUAAAGCAAAUUCGUGAUGCUGCCAAGUCAGAAGAAUAUGGCAGAUUUAUCAUCAACAUCGAUGAUAAGCUGCAAGAGUCGAUCAAGACUGCAUUCAAGUCACUGAAGAAGCUCUCCAGCAAGGAAAAGAAGGGCGAGACAUCUAGUAUUUCUGCCUUCAAGCUCCUCUACUCAAUGACCGUCUUGCAGGUGUACAAUGGUGACCCUGAUGCCGUGUCGAUGCUUGACGAGCUUGAGUUCUGCUAUUCCAAGAUCAUGGAUGAUCAGGACUCAGAGGAUGCUUCCGACGCAUCGGAUGCCCUGGUUGAAAUCUUACUUAGCUUUGCAUCAAAGCAGUCUCAGCUUUUCCGUCGCAUGAGCGAGCAGGUCUUCGGUGCGUUUGCUGAUCAGGUAUCAGAGACCGGUCUGGAGUCUUUCAUUUCCAUCCUUGAGGCAAAGGAGAGUCUCGCUGGACAACAAGAAAUGUUUGAAGACCAAAAUGAGGGAGAAGAAGAGGAAGAGGAUGACGACGUUGAAGAAAUCUCAGGAGACGAAGAUGACAAGAUGGACGUGGACAGCGACGUCGAAGUCGUUGAAGGAGGCAAUGACUCCGACUCCGAUGACGAUGACGAGGAAGCCUCAGAUGAAGAUGAGGAAGACGCCGCUGAAGUCGCUGCCUUUGAAGCCAAGCUCGCUGCCGCACUAGGCAACCACGGCUUAGACAAAGAUGGAGACGACUCCGACUCCGAUAUGAACGAUGACGAUAUGGAUGCCGUCGACGAACAACUAGCCAACGUCUUCCGCGCCCGUCGUCAAGUAACAUCUCAACAAAAGGACAAGAAGGGUGCACGUGAGAACAUGGUGAACUUCAAGAACCGUGUCCUCGACCUCAUCGAGAUCUUCAUCAAAAAGUGCCACUCCCGCGUCCUAGCAUUGGACCUGAUUCUCCCUCUCCUCCGUCUCUCCCGCCGCUCCUCCGUGAAGCAGAUCGCCAAUAAGGCCAACAGUGUGCUCCGCGAGUACACCAAGCUAUGCAAGGGAUCCGCCGUCCCGAAGAUUGAGGGCGAGACGGAUUCUGUCUGGGAACUCCUGCGCUCUAUUCACAAGGAGGCAGGGCACAGUGGGCCCCCGACUCAUGCGGCUGCAAGUAGCCAGGCUAGUCUGCUUGUUGUCAAGGUGCUCGUUGCGCAUGACAAGGCAUCUAUUGCUGGAGUGGUCGAUGUCUAUGGUGAGACACGGAAGGAUCAGCUUUGCAGCACCAAGUGUCAUGUGCAGCCGUCAUUUUUCACAGAGUGGAACAACUGGUGUGUUUCGGCGAGUAAGCAGCUUAAGAACUGA